UCAGGAAGCGGGUAAUGGCGGCGUAAACAACCACAGAUCUGUGCAGGAUUGUCAAACCGCGGCUGAAAGUAAAAAAUAAAGCUACAACUAAACGGAAUAUGUUUUCGGCACUACCAGGAUUACUACUGGGUGUGCAAACCAAUAAACCCUCGUUAAGUGACUACUUGAUGGUGUUUUGGCUAACUUUUAGCCAACUCUGCUAACUAAACAGAAAAGCCUGGUUUGCAGAGAUGGACUGCGUCGUGACGGGAGGCAACGUCAAAGUGCUGGCCAAAGCCAUCCACUCUCUGUCCAGGAUCGGUGAUGAGCUCUAUGUGGAGCCUCAGGAAGAUGGGCUGGCUCUGCGGUCUGUGAACUCCUCUCGGUCGGCAUAUGCUUGCUUCCUGUUCGCACCACUCUUCUUCAGCAGGUAUACCAUCCCCAUUGGGCUCGCCUUCCGCUGCAAGAUGGCAAUUAAGAGUGUGCAGGCCGUAUUCAGGUCUAUUGCCACGUUGGAGAAGACCGUGGAAAAGUGUCACAUUGAGCUGGACGAGCAGAAGAACCUCCUCACCUUCACCCUGCACUGCAAACACGGCCUCGUGAAGACACAUAACCUGUCUUUCCAGGACAGUGAAAGCUUACAGGCAGUGUUCGAUAAAGACAGCUACUCCAAUGUAUUCAGAUCCCAUCCAAGGCUGCUGGUGGACACAGUCGUGCACUUUCCCCCGUCUCUGGAAGAAGUGACCGUGUCAGUGAGUGAUGAUCGCAUGUGGGUCAAAAACCAUGUGGAGGACGAAACAGACCGGUCCAAGGCCAUGCUGACGGAGCUGUGUCUGGCUUCAGACGAGUUUGACCAUUUUUCCGUCCAAGUUCAAAACAGCGUCACCUUUUGUCUAAAGGAGUUACGGGGUUUGUUAGUGUUUGCAGAGUCAACUGGUCUCCCAAUUUCUAUGUACUUUGAUGAACCUGGCAGCCCUGUAGUGCUUUCGGUAACAGACAGUGUCCUGGAGGGGAAUUUUGUGCUGGCAACGCUUUCUGAUGACUCCAACCUACGUAAAAACAACACUAAACGAGCGUGCACACCUCCACCGCCUCCUGAUGACUUCAUGAAUGACGACAUGGACUCCUACCUCAUCGCCAUGGAUACCAGUGUAAUGCCAGGUCCCUCAGCUUCACGUCCACCCUCACCCCCGUUAACUAAUUCCACAAGUUUAAAACAGACUGCUGCAGCCAAUCACAGGACAAGGCUUCCCAGUGAGGAAGAGGAGGAGAAGGAAGACGAAGAAGAAGCAGUCGAUUCAAGCGGACCCCCAAACAAGAAGUUCUGUUCCUUGUUCUUCGGCUCGGUUCUUCCCCCCUCCUCUGAGAUGACCACUCAGCCGCUGACAGGUCAGGAAGUGUUGGCCAGUGACAGUGAGGAUGACGUACUAUAGAGCCACACUGGACCGAUGGAAAAGAGACGAAGAGGAAAGAGACGGACUUUUAAUUUAACCCACAAACCACCUGCAGCGCUUGAAACAAAAUGGAAACCAUGAACCUUUAUUUGCUAUUUUCUACUUGGAUUUCUUUUGUGCAAAAAUAUGCAAAGACUAACAAACUAUAACGUUAAUGGUGGACUUCAAAUUAGAGGAUUAUGUGACAAUGAACAUGAAGCACUUCUCAGUUUGGUUUUUUUCAUUCAAUGUCUGUUUUAUUUGUGAUCAAAGUGCAACAAAGAGCUCCUCUAAAUAAAAUAAUCAUAUUUUUGAA
This is a messenger RNA of Gymnodraco acuticeps, 1728 nucleotides long. RefSeq names its product RAD9 checkpoint clamp component A (gene rad9a). The coding region runs from base 231 to 1412 and encodes 393 amino acids. Gene Ontology annotation, biological process: cellular response to ionizing radiation; DNA repair; DNA replication checkpoint signaling. NCBI's taxonomy places the organism in Eukaryota, Metazoa, Chordata, Actinopteri, Perciformes, Bathydraconidae. Gene Ontology annotation, cellular component: checkpoint clamp complex. The record is from RefSeq and is a predicted model, not a curated record. The transcript is spliced from 12 exons.